AAAAAUACAAAUAGUUUAAAUGUUUUGAUUGUUGACGUGCUAGAAAAUUGCAACCAAGCAUGUCGUCAUUUAUCGCAAACAAUUUAUUCCAGGAACCCCGAUUCCGAAAAUUGGAAACGAAAACAAUAAUAUUUCCGCUGUCUUCCGGUUUACUGGAGUAUAACGAAGUAAACAGCGUAUUGUAGCUGUUACAGUGCUUGGCAGUCUGGUUUGGUUUUGAUUCGACGAGUAAAAAUGGAUUCCAGACCUUAUACGGUACAUAUAUACGAAGAUGAAGCAAGCCGUAUUAGCAACUGGACAUUACAAUACUUUGAUAUUGAAACCGGUGGUGAUAUCUUCGGGCUUUGGUUGAACGAAAACGAAGUCGUCAUUCAAGCGGUUCUUGGCCCUGGUCGAAACUGUCGACGCACUACAACCUCCUUCUUUCAAGAUGAACAAUAUUUAAGUCGUGUUGGAGGAUUACUGACUAAUAGUCAAGGUCUAUGCAAUGUUGGUUCUUGGCAUUCUCAUCAUACUAUGAACUUACCAGAUCCUAGCCGUGGUGAUAAGGACACAGUGUGGCGACAUCUGCCUACUCCAGGGAGGUUUGUACUGCUUAUUGCUACUAUCGAGAUGAAAACUGGAGCACCUAAAGUUCAAAUGGGUUUUAACUUGUUUGAAUCGACUAAUAAGGGAAAUAAAGUAAUUCCCAUGCAGUUGGGAGUUCUGCAAGGACAAAGCCCAAUUCGAGCUAAUAAAGCAGUGAGCAGUCAAAUGAUUGAAGGUGCUGAAGUCACAGCUAAAGUGCAGUCCAAAAAGAUGACUCGUCCAGAACCGUCUGUGCGGUCGGACUUCACAAGGCCGGAAAUAGACAAAAAAUCAAAAGGUAAAUCAAAUACAGAGUACGACGGAAGUGCAGCUUUCUUCAACCGCCAGAAAUCAGAUCGUCAGGGACAUCGCAAACCAUUGCAACAGGAUACAACAUGUGAUGGAGUACGUUCAUAUUAUACUUUUCCACCUGGCCAUUCAGAAGUUCGACCUCCAAAACCGCGUCAUCACGCUAAGCACGAACGGCCUGCUUUUACGUACUCCUUCUACCCCCUACCCGAUGGUAGAGAGGGGGUAGAGUUGAAACAUCAUGGUCAUCCACUUGGCUCUUGCGAAGAUUGUCGCAAUAUCAUAGUGAGACAGAGGAGGGACGGCAAAAUCAAAAUGUAUGUCGAACAUCGUCAAGGCGAACCGGAGUGCUGUUGUUGUAUUCUCUAAGAACACGAAUGAUUCAAAGACGAAAGUUAUAAUCCCUAGUAUCGCACUUUAUUACACUUCUAUAAUUCCCUUUUUAAGUUUAAAAGCACUUCAUGAUGUAAUCUAGCGAAACAAUGUAUACGGUUCGUGUAAUCGUGUUAGAUUGUGGUGCUACAGUCUACAAAAAAAAGCACUUCAUGAUGUAAUCUAGCGAAACAAUGUAUACGGUUCGUGUAAUUGUGUUAGAUUGUGGUGCUACAGUCUACAAAUACUCAACCUCGUGCCUUGGGUAUUUUCUCUUUCAUACUCUGAUGCCAAUACUGACUUGACCCCGUAUUGAAUUUUAGCAAUCAAAGUAUUUACCUGCAUCUCAAAAACAAAAUGUUUUUGAUAUAUUAGUAUAAUAAGAUAUUAUUGCACACCAUAUGAUACUUGUAAUAUGCACAUUCAUUUGACUAUAAUGGUUUCGCUAGGCACUUUCGUGCAGCAGAAGUCAACCGGCAGUUAUCAAUGUCAGAAAAUUAUGUAAACUCUUUUCGUUUUAUGUAGUGGUUGCAGUUGAAUUGUCGUGCUUCUAUUAGUCUCACAUUUCUAAAGUAGACUACUAUCAGCUGUCCUAUAACUCUUACUGAAACACACCUAGCUUAGUCAUAAAAGUUUCAAUUUUGUGAUGACAAGUAUGCUUGUAAUGCCUUUGAAAUUAAAACGAUAAUAAAGUCCCACCUACUUUGCAUAACUACACAACAUGAUGCCAAACAUUUAUUCUUGUGAAAUCCGUUUUCCUGGAACAAAGGGUUUUUCCCAGAUGAGAAGAACUAUACGCCAAGCAGAUGUUUU
Molecule: messenger RNA, 2061 nt
Organism: Paramuricea clavata
Lineage: Eukaryota; Metazoa; Cnidaria; Anthozoa; Malacalcyonacea; Plexauridae
Source: the annotation of a GenBank genome assembly